AUGAGCCCUCAAUGGAUACCUCAGAAUAUUCAAAAGAGACUUCUACUAUACGUCCUUAAACAACUCUCUCUAUUUUCUGAAGUUGAUCUACCGAACCUUGAAGAAGUCUCUCUCAAUAACAUUACAUUGAAAGAUGUUACAUUGGACCCCGAAAAAGUUGGUAAGCUUCCAGGCUGCAACUUUAGACACGGCAAGUUGGGGAGCAUGGAAAUGACCACGAUAUCGGGGAUAAGUGGAGUUAAGAUUGAUGUAAAGAACGCUGAAGUGGUGGUAUCACCCGAUUUCGACGAACCGAAUUUUGGAAGUCUGUCGCAGUUUCUGUUGGCUAGAAGUACAGCAAACUUGGCAGAAACGAUUAUGUUUGAUUUGGUUGGAGAAGAGGCAAAAGACGAAAGAAAAGAAGACUCGUGUGCUUUGGAUAGUGAUAGUGAUGAGGACGAUGCGAAUUACGCUGUUUUCCGAAAUGACGUGAACAACAACAUUGGAAAAAGUCGUAGAACGUCAACUAGUACAAGAAGGCGAAGUUCAACCGUUUCUAAUAAAUCUGCGCUAGGUGGAGUUAUGCAAAAGGCCGUGGAAAUGGCACUCCUGAGAUUACAGGUUUACAUCACCAACUUGUCUAUCAAACUUAUCACGGAGCUGACAGACUUGCUAAUUCAAGUUGACGAAGUUUCUGUUAAUACUGUCAAUGGAUUGAGGACUAUUGGUAUACGAGGCGUAAAAGUGGUGACAUUAAGACCAAUUAUAAAUCCCGGCAAACACGAUGCUGGAAAUAAUAAUUCGACUAAUGAAGUGAACCAUAACACCAAGCCUGAAAAAUUUAAACCGGAGAACUCUGAUUCAGAAAAUGAAGAAAUCGAAAAUGAAGAAAUCGAAAAUGAAGAAAACGAAGGGGUGGAUUAUGGCGAGGAAUCGUUAAUGGACAGCAUGGUGUUCACACACGAAGAGGCAAGUUCAAUUUACAUGAGUGCCACGGCACAUUCGUUGCCCAAACCCCUGAAUGCGGAAGGUAAUAUAGACAAUAAACUAAAUGACAAAACAACAAAGGGCAAUACUCCGAUUUUACUCUACUUAAACGAGUGCGAAGUGUCUUUUGAAGGCUUGCAAACUAUUCUGAAUUUGGAGAUUGAAGUGGAUAAAGUAAACAUUGCGGCAUCCCCUGGAGCAGCAACAUUAAUAUCAAUAUUCAAUGGAUUUACCAAAACUUUACAAAUCAAACGGCGCCAAAAAAGAAUGAUUACUUCUAAACGAAAUAGCAGAGGCCGUGACAGGUUCCCACAAUAUACGAAUGAGGAUGACACCAUUGGUUCGAUGAGCAACGCAUCAGAUGGCUCAGACGAAGGAAACAAAAGAGGUACAACAAUGAAUGUAGAAGAAGAAGAAGAAGAAGAGGAGAAGGAGAAGGAGGAGGGGGAGGAGGGGGAGAAUCUGGAAGGAGAAAGAGGACUAAAUGACGAAAUUGAUGAUGGAGCAGACUCUAUCUUUAGCAAGAUGGCCAUGAGGAAUAUCAAUAUUAGCCUCGACUCUGCAAUUGAAGCCACCGGUGAAUUUGCAUCGGCGACUGACAAUGUAGUUAUUGAACUAUACAAUAUAAACAUCAAGCAUAGAGAUGAACUUCUUCUCUACGGCGGAAUCGAAAGUAUCAUCAUUAACCAUUUUAAAGAGAAACACAUUCCUCCAUCAUCGAUCUUUUACUUUGAAAAUUCGAAAAACAUUGACCGUUCUGAUAGGUCGGCUUCACCGCAAAGUGUGCUGUCAACAACUUCCACAAAUAGUCUGUACUCCAAAGCUGAUUUGAGAUUUGAAUGUUUUCAACUGUCAGAUGACAAUGCGAAAUUGGAAGUUACCUGCCUACUUGGUAAGCCAUCCCAAGUAAAUUUAAACUUGACAAAUAUUAUUGCAUUUGCUUCAUUUUCCAGUAAAUGCCAGGAUGCUGUUUUGGCCAUCAAACAAUUCAUUGCAUCCUAUGAAAUUUUAAAUACACCACGAGUAAACAUGAAGCCGACAUCAACUAAACCCACACAAAAGAAGCGCAUUAUUCUCCAAACAGGGUCUACACUGAUGAGCGUUGCAGUAAAGAAUGAUUUGAAAAUUGGACUCCACAUCUUGCCUGCAAAAUACGAUUCCGAGAUUGAAGAAUUUUCCGUGCCUGCAAUCCACAUAACUUCAAGUAUUGAAAACAAGAUGGUUGAGAAUAUCAUCAGUAUAUCAAAUGUUAAUUUCUUGCUCAAGUCGCAAUCAUUUACAGCAUUUUUGCAACCACCGAAUGAAAAUUUCAGCCCGUCGUAUGUCUUACCACUAGUACGUCAUAUGAUUAGCUCAAUGUCGUUAAAAAUCCUGGAAAUAACAUGUCUGAUUUCACCAAAAACACUAAAAAAGAUCUACAAAUGUUUACAAGAUUUUACAUUGGAAAUUUCAAAAUCUUUGGAAAGCAACGAAACCCAAUCAACAAAUAUGAGCACUAAUUCACGUACUACAAAUUUUCUGCAUUCUAGGGGACUAGAAAGGUCGAGCUUAAUGACAUCCUCAGUUCGCAAUUUAAGAAGAAGUGGUCGAGGUAAUUUAGGGGGGUUUGGCGGUCGCUCUGGAUUAGGAUAUGGAACCAGCGGUGGAAACAACUUCAGGUCGGGACUAACGAAUCGGAAAGCUUUUAACCAUAGUCAUGGCUAUUUACAUGGAUAUCCAAACCGUCAUCCUCAUGGUCAUGCAACUACUCAAAGCAAAACCAACAGUGUCCUUUUCAACUUGAAUUUGAGGAAAUUGUCUAUCACUUUGAAAGAUAUCGUAUCCGACUUUGGAACAGCUCAUGUUGAACUAAGUGAUGUUGCAAUUUUCAAAACACAGGAAGAAUGGGCUGGAUCCAUUUUGAAUUUGGAUGUGUUUAGGCGACUGCAACAGCCAUUUGUAAAUGAGAGCAUACUUGCACAUUAUCGCAAGGAACCAUUGGCCCCUAAUACCUUGCCGCUCAUACUAAUGAAAUUAAAUUUGAGUGACAAGUCAUCCACACUUGAGAUGACUUGUAGGGAGUUUCUAUUGGAAUAUCGUACUCAUUGGUUAUCUUUCUUUGGUAAGGACGAGUCUAUUAUCGAAGUAGUCGAAGAAGAGUUUGUUGAUGUAUCUCUACCGCUGCCAACACUGCAAAAACAAAAGUUUGCUGUCAAACCAGAUAAAAAUAAGAGAUUUGAUAUUCGAUGUUCACUUUACGGGUGCAUGGUGGGCCUAACACCAGGAAGAUUAUCGUGUAAAAGCUUUGUGACCAUUGGAUCUGGCGAAGUGAGUUUAGUGUUUACUGCUAGUCAGUUUUAUAUUAAAAGUUCAGUAAGAGAUUUACACGUUUUAUUAAUUGAUGAUGUCAAAAAUGCAUCUAACAGUGAGGAUAGCAAAGCCAGUGACGCUAAUCACAGUGGAGGCUACGUUGAUCUCGAGACUGCUCAUGUUGACUAUAUAAUAAAUCAAGGCUACAUUACUGCGGGAUAUGUCAAUAUUGCUCAUGUGGGUUUCACCUUCAAUACAAAUGUCGAAGAAAUUAAACAGAGGAACAAAAAUUUGGGUAUUCGUGACCAUUUAUCAAUAAUUGACUUUAAGUUGAAUGUCGACGACAUCCAGCUCAACUUUUGUGCCGAUUCUUUCAACACUUUUACUCAAUUGCUUAGUGAUCUUAAACUACCUUAUGAAUUUUUGGAGAAAGAUAAAAUUAAAGUUCUGCUCGAUCAAGAACUUGACAUAACGGAAAAUGUUACUAAAAACAUGUAUCAUGACGAGGCUGUAGAAGAAGGUUUUAUUGAUUUGGACAAUCACAAGGAUGCAGAAAGUGACAAUUUUGGAAACUUGGCAGCUGGAAGUGCCAGUGGGUUGAACUUCCAAGAGGAAUAUUUCAGUGCAUCUUACACUAAUAUGGAAGAUGAAAAAGCUGAUCCUUUAACUGUGAGUGUCAACUUAACGAAAAUGCUGCUAUAUUUGUAUGAUGGGUAUGAUUGGAAGGAUACUAGGAAAGCAAUUCGAAAAGUUGUGAAAGAUAUUGAAAAAGAACAACAAGGAAAACCCCACGAAUCAAAGGCUUUGACUAAAGCUAAUACACACACUGGUACACAAACAAAUGCACAAGCCAAUGCAAAUAUGGCUGUUAAUAGUCGCAACAACGAUUCACCUAAUUCUCUGUAUAGUGAUUACAAUGAAGGGCAUAAUAGCAAUAAUGGUUUGGACUUGCUAGAACAGACAAUAUUCCAAUCUAUCCACGUGAGUGCUCCAAGGCUAGCAGAGGAUGGUAUGGUUGAUUUGACGCAUAGUAUCAAUUUGGGUAUGCAAAAUGACACAAAUGGACAGAUGGACGAUGAUGAAGAGUUGAAAAUCAAAGCGAACAUUAGACAAGGUAAAAACUACAAGAAUCUCAAGUUGAGACGCUCUAAUGAUUAUAAAGUUGCCAUUGAUCUCAUGUCGAUUGACCUUCGUAUCGUAGUUUACUCCACAAGAGAUCCGCGACGCGAUGAGACAGACCCAAACAUGAAAUUUGAGACGCUUAGUAUGCUUGAUAUCAGUGUUGGAACCGUUGAUGUCUUGGACAAUGUCCCGUCUUCCACAUGGAACAAGUUUUUGUCAUAUAUGAAUAGCUUGGGAGAGAGAGAAAUUGGAACAAGUAUGUUAAAGAUGAAUAUCGUCAAUGAGCGUCCGCAGCCAUCGCUCGUGGCAGCUGAAGCAAUUGCUAAAGUUAGUAUUUUGCCUUUAAGGCUCCACAUAGAUCAAGAUACGCUUGAUUUUCUUACGCGGUUUUUUGAUUUUAAAGACUCUAGAUUCGAGUUGCCACCAGAUGAGAUUUUGUAUGUGCAAAAACUAGAAAUUGAUCCUAUAAAACUCAAGGUUGAUUACAAGCCCAAGAAAGUUGACUACAAUGGGUUGAGGUCUGGAAAAUCAGGAGAGUUUGCCAAUUUCUUUGUUUUGGAUGCGGCGUCUCUAACGUUGCCCAAGGCCCAACUUUAUGGUCUUUCUGGUAUGUCAGAGAUUGGAAGGGGGUUGGGAACAGCAUGGGCACCAGUGUUCAAACUGAAUCAAGUUUUGGGGAUUAUUUCAGGUGUUUCGUCUCUUCGGUCGAUAGUUAAUGUUGGAAGUGGGUUUAGAAACUUGUAUGUGGUUUCAAAAAAGGAGUAUCAAAAAGAUGGUCGAGUUUGGAGAAGUUUGCAAAAGGGAACGAAAUCAUUUGCCAAGACUACGGGGUACGAAUUGGUAAAUCUAGGUGUGAAACUUGCUUCUGGUACACAAGUGCUUUUGGAGCAAGGUGAAGAGCUUUUUGGCGGUGAGGGUUCGUCGGUGAGGAACGCCAAACCAUUAAGACGCAGGUCCGACUCCUCUGAUGAUGGUUCGCUAAUUGGUAACUUGUUGCCUACGCCUUCUGAUAAUCUUAUGGUUAGUUCGGAGCUUAUGAGUAAGGCGGCAUCAAAGUAUGCUGAAAAAUACAAGUUUUCCAGAGUGGGCUCCGGAGCCGAAGAAAGAGUUAGAGCAAAAGAUACAAGCGGUAGUAAAAGUAAAAGUGGAAAUGUUGCUACUGGAGGAGAUAGACUCUACUCGCACAUUGAUUUUGAUGAUGGGUAUGAGUCCAUAAGUAGCAUAAAUAAAGAACUAAAUCAGGGUCAAUCCAUUUUUUUCCUCGCUCCAUCCGAUGCCAACGACAGAAAUCAAAUUAACGGGUUAUUUGAAGAUGCUGGAGAUGACACGAAUGAUGAAGAUGAGGACGCUGAAGCAUUUGAAGUUUAUGCAUUUGGCUCCGGUCGUAACAAAAAAGGCAGUGCCGUUGCCGAGAGCGCUGACAAUGAUGAUGAUGACGAAGAAGAAGAAGAGGGCGUAGAAGGGGCUAUUGAAGAAGAAGAUGAAGAAGUAGAAGUCGAAGAAUUGAGACAAAAGAUGAUAAGUUUAUACUCGAAUCAGCCAGAAACAAUGCAACAGGGCUUCAAAUCUGCAUAUAAGUCACUUGGAACGAAUUUUAAAGUCACCCAAAAGCAGUUGAAGAAAUUAAAAAGAGAUUUGGAGGGUAAGGAAACAGUGCAGGACACGUUACUUACUGUAUUGAAGAGUUCACCCAUUAUAUUGAUUAGACCUGUCAUUGGCACAACUGAAGCGAUUGCAAAGACGUUGAUGGGGAUUGGAAAUGUGAUUGACUCAAAACACAUUGUUGAAAACAAGGACAAGUAUAGAAGUGAGUCUAAAGAGUAG
Molecule: messenger RNA, 6201 nt
Organism: Lodderomyces elongisporus
Lineage: Eukaryota; Fungi; Ascomycota; Pichiomycetes; Serinales; Debaryomycetaceae
Gene: SPO72
Product: Spo72p
Exons: 1
Coding region: 1-6201 (2066 amino acids)
Biological process (GO): autophagosome assembly; piecemeal microautophagy of the nucleus; reticulophagy
Cellular component (GO): phagophore assembly site
Molecular function (GO): phosphatidylinositol-3-phosphate binding
Source: RefSeq, a predicted model, not a curated record